UGUAUACGUCAAGCAGGCGCGCCUGAAAUCCUCCUUUCUCUCAUCCUGAAGAUGGCGGCGGGGACUCUCUACACAUACCCAGAGAACUGGAGGGCCUUCAAGGCCCAGAUUGCAGCCCAGUACAGCGGUGCUAAGCUUAAGGUUGCCAGCACCCCCCCAGCCUUCAGCUUUGGGCAGACAAACCGCACCCCUGCCUUUCUCAACAACUUUCCCACGGGCAAGGUUCCGGCUUACCAGGGUGAUGAUGGGUUCUGUCUGACAGAGAGCAAUGCCAUUGCUUACUAUUUGAGCAGUGAGUCUCUUCGUGGCACCAGCCCGCAAGCCAGCGCCCAGGUGCUGCAGUGGGUGAGCUUUGCGGAUAAUGAUAUCGUCCCAUCAGCCAGCGCAUGGGUCUUCCCCACCCUUGGCAUCAUGCAGUUCAACAAACAGGCCACAGAGCAGGCUAAAGAGGAGGUGAAGCGUCUCCUUGCUUACCUGAACCAGCACUUGAAUACCCGUACCUUCCUGGUUGGUGAGAGAGUAAGCCUGGCUGACAUCACAGUAGCCUGUUCUCUGCUUUGGCUCUACAAGCAGGUUCUGGAGCCUGCCUUCCGUCAGCCCUACCCCAAUGUGAACCGUUGGUUCGUAACCUGCGUCAACCAGCCACAAUUCAAGGCUGUUCUUGGGGAAGUGAAGCUCUGUGAGAAGAUGGCCCAGUUUGAUGCCAAAAAGUUUGCUGAGAUGCAGCCCAAGAAAGACACGCCACCAAAGAAGGAAAAGGGUGGUAAGGAAGGUGACAAGCAGCAGGAGAAGAAAGAAAAGAAGAAGGAGGAGAAGAAGAAGGAAGAGAAGAAACCCGCCCCUGCUGUGGAGGAGAUGGAUGAGUGUGAAGCUGCACUUGCCGCAGAGCCAAAAACCAAGGACCCCUUCGCACAUCUUCCAAAGAGCUCAUUUGUCAUGGAUGAGUUCAAGAGGAAGUACUCCAAUGAGGACACCCUGACUGUGGCACUGCCCCAUUUCUGGGAGCACUUCGAUCGUGAGGGCUACUCUAUCUGGUAUGGGGAGUAUCGUUUCCCUGAAGAGCUGAGCCAGACCUUCAUGAGCUGCAAUCUCAUCACAGGAAUGUUCCAGCGCCUUGACAAGCUUCGCAAAAAUGGCUUUGCCAGCGUCAUCCUGUUUGGCACAAAUAACAACAGUUCCAUCUCUGGUAUCUGGGUCUUCAGAGGUCAAGAUUUGGCAUUCACUUUGUCUGACGACUGGCAGAUUGACUACGAGUCCUAUUCUUGGCGCAAGCUGGACGUGGACAGCGAGGAGUGCAAAACCAUGGUCAAGGAGUACUUUGCCUGGGAGGGUGAAUUCAAGCAUGUUGGAAAGCCCUUCAACCAGGGCAAGGUCUUCAAGUGAAGUCUCACUCCAAGUGCACCAUCUGGCAAAAUGCAUGGACAUACAACCACUUUGAAAAAGAAAAGGAACUUCAAGGAAAUAAUUGGAGUGUGUUGUAUGCUCUGUGUGGAGUUCUGCGUUGAGGUGAAAAAAUAAAAGUGUUUUUCAUAAUCCCA
Alosa sapidissima (American shad) is the source of this 1538-nucleotide messenger RNA. It is a transcript of the gene eef1g, whose product is annotated as eukaryotic translation elongation factor 1 gamma. Gene Ontology annotation, cellular component: nucleus; cytoplasm. Lineage: Eukaryota; Metazoa; Chordata; Actinopteri; Clupeiformes; Clupeidae. The record is from RefSeq and is a predicted model, not a curated record. Gene Ontology annotation, molecular function: translation elongation factor activity. Gene Ontology annotation, biological process: translational elongation. Bases 52 to 1383 code for a protein of 443 amino acids. The transcript is spliced from 10 exons.